GCUCGGCGCGGGGAUGCCCGGCUGGGAGCGCCCGGCUCGCCCAGGAUGAAGAAGCACCAUCACCACUCGGUGCAGGGCACCUUCAGCCGCCUCUUCGGGAAGCGCCACUCCAGCCCCACCGCCACGUCCCUCUUCGCCACCAACCCGCCCUGGAUCUUCACGCAGGAGGUGACCUCGGACAGCGCGGGUGGCACCGGUGAUGUGAUCGAGGUGUAUUACGGUGACAAUCGCUUUGGGACAGUGACAGACUCUGGCACAGCAACGCUCAAACCUCGUCCCCGGGUCCGGCCGCUGCUGACUUUCCUACCCCUGAAUGCCCAGGAAUCCCAUGGGGUGGCUGUGCCAACGCCUUCAGUGCCAGAAGACUUUGAGGAAAAGGCAGCUCUUGGCUCUGGCUCCCAGAUCAAUGGCAACUACCGAAUGUACAGCUCCGUGGGGGACCUGCGCCCACAGGCUCUGGAGGGGGAUGACCUGGAUGAGGACAUCCCUCCUCCACCCUCAGUACCCCCACCGCCCCCUCCAACAGCACCGGCGCCUGUGCCACCCCCUCCAGCCUCGCCGGUCCCUCCACCACCCGAAGUGCUGCCUCCACCGCCGCCUCCGCCACCCGAGGUGGUGCCACCACCUCCUGCCGUGGCACCUCCACCACCUCCAGCCUCUGCCCUGUCCUCCCCCAGCACACCAGCUCCUCCAGACUUCAUCCCCCCAGCCCCACCAGGUGCCUCGCUGCUCGUCCAGGACCCGGCGCCCUUCCCCUCCGGCAUCUCCAAGUGGAAGUCCGAGACGGUGCUGAACACGAGGCAGGCGGAUGCCGAGGGGCCUGUCCGCCCUGCUGAGCCCGGCGUGCCCGCUGCCCCCAGCCCCAAGGAGAGCCUGCAGCCCAAGCACUGCCCCGAGCCCCACCUCACCUUCCCCAGGUCCUUCAAGGUGCCCCCGCCGGCCCCGGCCCGCUCCUCCUCCAUCCCCGUGCAGGAGAACCAGCCUGCCCGGCAGGAGCCCUUCCCCAGGCAGCCUCACAGCCGGCCCCCUCUCCCACCCUGCUUCACCAUCAGACCCGCGGCCAAGGCUCGUGGCGGGGGAGAAGCUGAGCAAAGGAAACCCGUCACCAAGCCAGCUGUGCUGACACCCCCACCCCUGAGCCCCAAGCCGGGCUCAGGGCUCAGCCAAGCCGGCCGCCGGUCCCCUGUGCCUGAGGUGGAGAAGAUUCCCCAGCAGAAAACAGCUGAGAGAGACUCUCCUCCAAAACCUGAGCCUCUCACUGCCAACGACCUGGAUCUGCCCCCUCCGGACUACCCGAGCUGCGAGGAUGACUGGAAGGACGCCAACAACCUGAACCAGCUGCGGCAUGAGCUGUCGGCCCUGCUGCGCUCCCCGCGCAGGGAGGAGAGGCCCGUGGAGAAGCCGGCAGCUUCCCAGCCCAUGGACAGCAGGACCAGCCGUGCUGGCAGUAGGGAACCUGCUCUCAGUGAGCCCCAACCUGCUGGGAAGGACACAGGGUUAUCCAAGGGAGGGGACAGUGAGAAGAAAGAGGUGCCCAGCAGCCCCCCCAGCACCAACGGGGGCUCUCCCAGCACAACGGUCACCGCUCUGGAGAGCAGCCCUGCCACGCACACCCGCAGCGUGAUGACGAUCAGGAACGAGCUGGAGGCCGUGCUGUCCCUGAAGAAAGAGGGGAAACCUGCCCCAGGGCUUGGGGGCCAGAAGCAGGGCACUGAAAAUGGCAUCAGCACCCCACACGUGAGGAAGAGCCCCCCUGACCUGAGGAAGGGCCCCCUCGAAGCAGGUGACUUGGUGCUGCCAAAGCCGGUCCCAAGCCCGCUUCCAGCACCGGUGGUUGCUGUGGAGAAGGAUGAGACAGAUCAUGAGGACCAUCCCGCUCCUACCACUGGCAAGGCCACAGAGGACUUGACCCCUGCUCCUGGGUCCCUCAACAGCAGCCUGAGCCCCCUGGAUCCACCUCAGGGACCAGCGAAGGAGCCCCCUGCUCCUGCCUCCCCCUCGCCCCCCGUCUCCCCUGCACAGAGCCCAGCACCACAGCCCAGCACGGCCGUGUUCCAGUACAAAGUGCACCGGGCUGGGGCCAGCUCGGCCGAGCCUCCCUCUGCCCCAGGCUCAGCUGAACCUCCCGGCCCUGGCAGCUCAGCCAGGAGCCCCCCGGGCACCUCUGGAGCGGGCCAGGAGGAGGUGCUGAUCCACCCAGUGACAGGGGAGCGGGUGGAGCGGGGGUCCCCCAUGGCCCUGCUCCUGGCAGCCCGGCAGCGCGCCCAGCGGGGCCGCCAGGGCGGGGACGUGGGGUCUGCGCUGCGGGCGAAGCCACCCCUGAAACUCAGCAGUGCCUCGUCGGACACCACCUCCACCAACUUCUUCCGCCACGAGUCCAAGCCCUACUCCUUCACCGUGGUGCCCCGGCCGGCGGCAGCGGGGUCUGGAUGGAGCAAACCUCCCUCCUUCUCCAGCUCCUCGGACCAGGGCCGGGAUGUGCGGGCGGUGGGCGAGGCGCAGCCCCCCGGCCUGCCUGGGCACCGACGAGCCGCUGCCUCCAGCCUGCUCCGGGGCCUGCUGGACUCGGGGCAGCCAAACCAGCCCAUCCCAUCGCGCCACGCCGUGCCCAGGGAGGAGGAGAACGGGGAGACGGCGCUGGACUACGGGAUCAUCCCCCCACCCCCCGAGUUCAGCAACGAGGCGGACGAGGGUGCCCUUCCGAGCCGGGAGGAGAGCCGCAAGUGCCCCAGCUUCCCCGACUGCAGCCGGGGCACGGAGGAGCCGCGCUAUUUCAGGUGGCCCGGCUACGGGGGCCGCUACGGGGUCAACCACGAGGCGCCAGCCCCGCUGCCCUCGGAGAAGAGCCGGAGGAACGGCGACUUGAUGCCCCAGUUCCCGGAUUACAGCAGCUCCAGCGGCUACUCCGGCCACGGCCCGAACCCCCGCCCGCUGAUCAAGAAGCGCCUGUACGUGUCCGAGCCCGACAGCUCCUACCCACGGGCGGCCGCAGCCCCCCGGGCCACGGGCACCCUCUCCUCCUACGGCCCCGGGGGGUUCAGCUCCGUGGGUGGGGAGGGGUCCCGCCGCCUGGGCCCUGCCCUCAGGAACGGCCCCACGGGGGUGCAGGGCAGGCGGCCCUCCGUGGAUGCUGCUGGGAAGGCCGUGGUGUACGGGAACGCCGGGGCCGACACCAAGUACAAGGGGCAGAACGGGGAUUUCUCGCCCGCCAGCGUGCUGGCAGCCAGCAGACCUGCCCACGGCAGCCCCCAGUACGGCGGACCCACCAACACCUUCACCGUCAGGCCCGGGACACGCCAGCCCAUCUCCUACGCCUACCAGAGCAGCCACCGGUAGGCUCGUCCCCAGGGCUGCUUUGCCACCUGCACCCGGCUGGGAAGGGAGGACGAGGUGCCUGGCAUGGUCCUUUCCUUCUCCACGGGCCCCAGGGACGGUCCCGACCCAGCCAGCAAACGAGCUGCUUGAAACUGCUGCUGGAGAAGGUGGGGGGUGACCCUGGGACUCGGGACUUUUAUCUCAAAAGACUGUCACGGAGAGUAAGUUACUGCGGACAGGCCGCUGCCUUGUUACGUGAGCAAACGUGGUUUGCCUUUUUCCCCACUGUCCCCCUUGGAUCGUUUUCAGAAUUGCAGCCUGAUAGGUCGUCUAAGAAAGCCA
This is a messenger RNA of Empidonax traillii (willow flycatcher), 3657 nucleotides long. RefSeq names its product chromosome unknown C6orf132 homolog (gene CUNH6orf132). The record is from RefSeq and is a predicted model, not a curated record. The transcript is spliced from 5 exons. The coding region runs from base 46 to 3336 and encodes 1096 amino acids. Lineage: Eukaryota; Metazoa; Chordata; Aves; Passeriformes; Tyrannidae.